AUGGAGAGCAGUGAUUCUGAAUUGGAUCCUGAUCUGUUGGAACCGCCCACAAAAAGGAUUCGCAGGUUCACGGAUCACUCGGCCAACGACCGGUCUGAAGAGGAAGAGGUUCGAUCGCGGCUCGAUUGUAAGAAGAGGAAGAAAGACAUCGAAGCGAAUAACAGGAUGGAGAGAAGAGUCGGACGUUUCAAAGCGGUGUUUUGGGAGGUUUUUCUUGGGAACACCGUCGAUCGCGGACUGGAUAUUCGUCUACAGACAACCUCUCACGGCGACGACGAUGACCAUAUUGGUGGUGGCCAUCGUCUUCGGAGCGAUAGUUCAGUCUGUUCGCCCACAAGUCGCCUCAAAAGCCGCGUCAUCGAUGAGGACUCCGUGAUGCGAAGACGUACCGAGACAAAGCAGUUGGCAGAUUUCCAAGCUAAUGUCACUUGUGAUGAGCCCAAUCACGACGGUUUCAACGACGUCAAUCGGGAUCCAUUGACAGAGUCAAUGCUCGUCAACUACGACGUGCUCAAUGGAAACUGUCCUGAAUAC
This is a messenger RNA of Ostertagia ostertagi, 534 nucleotides long. The record is from the annotation of a GenBank genome assembly. Lineage: Eukaryota; Metazoa; Nematoda; Chromadorea; Rhabditida; Trichostrongylidae.